This is a messenger RNA of Camellia sinensis, 1056 nucleotides long. The record is from RefSeq and is a predicted model, not a curated record. NCBI's taxonomy places the organism in Eukaryota, Viridiplantae, Streptophyta, Magnoliopsida, Ericales, Theaceae.
AUGGAUGGAAUUUUGGCGUUUAUAAUUGCAACAGUUUAUGAUGUGACACGUCGAGAUACGUUUACUAAUCUUUCUGAGGUAUGGGGGAAGGAAAUUGAGCUCUACUCAACUAAUCAAGAUUGCAUCAAGAUGCUUGUUGGAAACAAAGUUGAUAAGAAUCGACUUAGAAAUCCGUCAAUGACUGGAGGAUAUUCUCAGCAAGGUUACCAAGCACGUCCACCGACUAGCUGGGCUCCUCCCGCUUCUCCAAUGCAGCAACAACCUGGUUAUGCAUCAGGUGGUUAUGCUACAGGUUGGGACCAGACGACCGGUGCACCUAAUCAGCAGACGGCUCAGGGAGGCACUUACGAUUACUAUAGCCAGCAGACUCAGCAGCAGCAAGCCCCCACUGGCAGCGCAGCACCUACAGAUAAUACCAGUUAUGGUUAUGGCCAGCCACCAGCUUCUGGCUAUAGUCAACAAGGUUAUACUCUGGGUGGCUACGAUGGAUAUGCACCCGCACCACAAACUGGUUAUGGUCAGCCCAAGUCAACUCCUGUUCAAGGGUAUGAUCAACAGCAAGGUUAUACUUCAACUCCUGGUUAUGGAUAUGGUUAUGGAGUCCCCACUUCCCAGCCUGGUUACGGGACUCAACCAGCUUCUGGAUAUGGGCCGAACUAUGGUCCACCUCAGGCUCAAAAACCUCCAGCUGGUCAGGCAGCUUAUGGGCAACAGCCCCAACAGUCACCCAGUGCCCAAGGUGGCUAUGUUCAGCCUGGAUAUCCUCAGUCUCAGCCCCCACCAGCCGCUCAAGCAGGUGGUUAUGCUCAGCCAGAUUCUGGUGCCCAGCGGGCUCCACCCUCUGGUUAUGUUGCUUCAGCAGCUCAGCCAGGGUAUGGCGCCCCGCCUUAUGGUGCACCUCCAGUGACUCAACCAGGGUAUGGGCAGCAGCAGCUGCCAUACAACAGCUCUUACGGUGGUGGUUAUUCUCAGCCACCGGCAUAUUCUGCUUGUGGAGCACCAACUUCUCAGGCUGUUCAGCCUGGUGGGGUUGCCAAAGCUUCACCCAAGAGUUGA